Messenger RNA from Paramecium octaurelia, 8411 nucleotides. The record is from the annotation of a GenBank genome assembly. NCBI's taxonomy places the organism in Eukaryota, Ciliophora, Oligohymenophorea, Peniculida, Parameciidae.
AUGAAGAAAUUGUUAUUGCUAUUGCUUGCUACCCUAAGUGUUGCAGAGGUCUGCGUAGUUAGGGUAGGCAUGACUUAUUACGAAGCAAGAGACUUAGAUAUUAGUAGAUUCAAUUGUUACAUGAACUUUGAUGGAACCAUUGAAGCACUAACAAGAUGGGUUGAUAUAAUUGAACAUCGAGAAUAAUUGUUAAAUGACUUGGAAGUGUUAGCAAAAAUGAUCAAGAUUAUUGAGAGUGCAAAGUAGGCUACCACAGUGAUUCGUGAUUAUGAAAGAAAUCGGCCAUCUUUUAAAGCAUUUCUCUAAAAUGAGUGGACAUCAUGUAGAAUUGAUGAUGCUAACGAUUAUGUGCAGCGCCUUAAUGCUUAAAGAACAAAGGAAGAACGAGUUGCAUUGGCUAAUUCGAUUAUAAAUUACUUGAGAAAUGCAGAGAAAUAGAUCUAUGGAUAUGUGGAUUCAUGUCGAAAUGUUAGAUUAGCUACACAUUUGAAAUAAAAGAUUGCAUAAUUGAAAGCUUUGAAACAAGUUUGUGAAUAAGAACUUAAAAAACCAUAACCCAGAGAAGUAAUAAUAGAAAGCGAUGAUGAUGAUGUUGUAUAUUACUUUGAAGAAUAAGCAAUUGAAGAAGUUUACGAUUAUGUUUAUGUUUACGAAGAUGAAAUGGAAGCUGAAUUUCCAGUAGAUGAUUCAGAGCCCCAAGUUUAUAAAUAUGCCUAAACUCCAAAGGUGACAAAGAGCACUGUGAUUAAGACCAGAGAAAUAUAUGGUGCACAAAAGGAUACGAGCAAAGUGGUUGAUGCUCAUUCCACCUAUGGACCAAUUGAAUAUAUCAGAAGUGGAGUCGGAGAGGAGUGUGAAUAUUAUGGAGAUACAGUAAACUAGCCAGAGCCAGAUUAUGUGGAUGGAAUGGAAGAAACAGAAGAGCACCCUCAAUAAGUUACUGAGGACCCAGUGCCUGAUGAUAAGAAGGUGACAGAGGAGGAAGUUGUGAAGGAAGAAGACACUACGGAAGAAGUAAUCCAAGAUGAACCAGUGCCAGAUGAUGAAAAGAUUACAGAAGAAGAAAAUACAUCAGAAGAAGCAAUCCAAGAUGAACCAGUACCAGAUGAUGAAAAGAUUACAGAAGAGGAAAGCACUGAAGAUGAAAUUAUAACAGAGGAAACUAUUGAAGAUGAACCAGUGCCUGAUGAUGAGAAGAUUACAGAAGAAGAAAAUAUUACUGAAGAAACCAUAACUGAGGAGAUUAUUGAAGAUGAACCAGUCCCAGAUGAUGAAAAAAUUACAGAGGAAGAAGCCAUAAUUGAAAUUACAGAAGAGACUAUUGAAGAAAUUACACAAGAGGAGAAGAAAGAUGAUAAACCUGCUGAAAAAAACAAAGUGAAGCCAAAAAGAAAAGAAAAAACUAAGAAGGAAGAGAAGAAAAAAAAAAUAAAUUAAUAAAAUGCUGAAGUAAUUAAUAAAAAGAAGAAAAAAACAGAAACUAAAGAAACCAAAAAAACAGAAGUUAAAACAUAAGAGGUUACAAAGAAGAAAGAGAAAGUUGUAUAGGAAAAGAAAAAGAAGAAGGUUGUUGAAGAUAAAGAAGAAGUUAAAAAGAAGGAUGAUCCAGUUGAGGAAAAAAAAGAAAAUGGAGAAGAGGAUGGAGAAGUAUGUGUACCUUAAUUUAAGAAGAAGUCAAAGAAAGUUGUGAAAAAGGUUAAGCGAACAGGGCCUCGUCCUAAACCUGGUUAAAAGACUAGAAAGGAAGCUAAAUAAGAGAAGAAGAUGGCAAAAAAGCAGCCUUUACCUGCCAUUUGUUAUGGAAAGAAACAUUAUGUUGAAGAAAUUGUUGGGGAAGAAAUCAUUGAAUCCUAAAAUAAAGGAGCUAAUUAUUUAGCGGUUGAGAAUUUACUUAAUGAUGUAGUUAAUGAGGAUAAACAUGAUCAUUAAAAUGAGCAUGACAGAUCUGUCAAGUUAACAUCGGUUAAGGAUGAAUUUAAUGCCAAUGAACCAACUCAAUUUUAACCACCUAAACAUAGAGCAAGCAGUGGUAGAGUUCAAGAAAAGAAAGCUAUUGCUGUUAACACUAAGUAUUUCAAUUCAGAUUUUGAUGGCGAACCUACUUAAGUUUUUGAAUUUGAGGAUAGAGCAUUAUUGCAAGAUGCAUCUGAAUAUGGAUAUGGAUUCUGGGUGAGAUUCAGCGAACACUCAACUAAAUAGCAUGCUCGUGAAGAGGGCCAAUAUUAUUUCCUAUCGAGAAUGACAACGAAUGAGGAAUAUGAAGACUUCUCGUUUUAUGGAGACAGAACUUUAGCUCUGUUUUUGUAUGACAACUCGUUUGUAUUUUCAACUUAUGAUAUCACAACCUAAAGUAAGACAAAGGAUACUAAUGUCGUAUUGAAUGAGAACAUGGAUAGUAUUUGGUAUUUUGUAGUGUACACUUACAGUUCUCAACAAAGAAAGGUUGUGGGAUAUGUAGUAAAAUAUGGGGAAGGUGCACCCAAAUACAGAAUUGAAAUUGAAGCCUAACAUGUUCCACCUACCUAUGUUAAAUUCAUUUUUGGAGGAAAGCAUAUGGAUUAUUUGGGAUUGAAUGGAUAGUUUGCAAAUAUCUUUUAUGAUGUAGAUGCUCCUGCAUUUAUUGAUGGAGAUGAAUCCUUAGAAGAAAUCAUCAAGACUUUGAGUAAUAUGCCUCAGCAAUUGCCAAUUUUGAUAGAAGAAACAAUCAUUAGCAAACCAAUUUUAAUUAGUGGUAAUGAGAAAGGAGAGCAUUAUCAUUUUGAUCCUCAAGAGUCACAAUUAUUGAUAGAAGAAUAUGCAGUCGCUUUUUGGUUUAGAUGGGUGGAUGACCUUAAAGUAGAUGAACCUAAUGCCUUUUAACUCAUUAAUCUGAGAUCGAAUAAGGUGCGAGCUCAAGGGAAAGGAGUUUUGGGAGAUAGAGCUUUGGAAGUUCAUCACAUCUAUGGUGGAGGUAUUAAGAGCAACGUGUAUUUCAACACUUACACUGUGUAUGGAAACAGAGGCAGAGGGUCUGUGAAUAUUUUAAAGAGUGUUGAAAGUGCUGAAUAUAUAUGGACUUACGUGUACUUUGGAUACAAAGAAGGAAGAGCAUAUGGUGCCUUAAUCAAGCCUUAAGUAACUGGUGAAGUUAAAUUCGAAGGAGUUUAUCAUAAGCAAGUCAACCAUUUGAGUGUUACAGUAGGAGGAGACGAUACAGUCUCACCCUUCAACGGAAAGAUAGCUUUCGUUGGAAUUUAUUUGGGCGAAGGAGCUUACAGAGAAGGUCUUGACUUUUAGACAACUUUCAACUAUGGAGAAGGAGUGAUGGGAGUCUAUUAGGUAGGCAAACCAAUCACUUACAUGGGAGUUGAUUAGAAUAGAUAUGUAGAAUUCGAUCAAGUAGAUAACGUAGUGGAUAAGAUCAUAUUGCAUGAUGAGAAUGGAAUGAAAAUUAAUGGCUAAAGUGAAUACGCCUUUGGUCUAUGGACAAGAUGGUUGAGUACAUUGCCAAAGUAUUUAAAUAAAAGAGCACCAGUCCACAAUAUUGCCAGAGUGGGUACUCAAGGGUAUAUAAUUGAAUCAGUGGAUGGCAAAUGGGUUAGAGCCAAUGGAGGCAGACCUUAAACUGUAAAAGACACUACACUGGCUUGUGUUUUGACUUAAGAAUCAUAUGAAUUUUAGACACUUAGUCUUAAGGAUGAUAUCCCAUUCUCUAAUUUGGAGGGUCAAUGGAAUUAUGUGUACUUCGGAUACAAGAGACAAGGUGACAAUGGAGUGGCCAAAGGAUACAUUCAAUUUGGAGUAGAUGGUGAAAUAGAAGAGGUGGCUUUCACUGUCUAUCAUGAUUUCUUAGUAGAGUAUGUAGAAUUCAUUGUUGGUAAGACAUCAGCUCCAUUAUUUAAUGGUGAGUUAGCCAGAGUUACAUUCAGUUUUGGUCCUGGAGCAUUCGUACCAAAUAAAGAAACUCUGAGAUUGUUUACAUAAAACUCUUUGCCAGAAAAGGCUUAAAUUCAUCCAGUCACUAGAUAGACUUUGCAGUUGUUCGGAUCUGCAAUUACAAUAGCUGAAGAUCCAAUUGAGUUUGAAUUUGACAAAUUUUAAGGAGCAGAGGAAUACUCAGUUUCUGGCUGGGUUAGAUGGGCUGGUCCACUUGUUACUGGUAAGGAAUCACAUGUGAUUACAUUGGCUUAAAAGAGAUUGUUGGAUAUAGAUGGCAGCAAAGAAGAAACCUUAUAAAUCAUAAGAGGAGACUCUCUUUAUCGAUUUGUUACUUACACUAAUAAUGGAAAACUGAUCCCUGCUGAAUAGGAGUUCCACGAAUAUGCUGAUCAAUGGACUUACUUAUAUUAUGGAUACUCAAAAUAAUCACUGAAAACUUAUGGUUAUACAAGAUUUGCAUUCUCGGAUGCAGAGUUUACACAAGAAAACAUCCAGCAUUUCUACUUAGCUGUAUUUAGUAUAAUGGUUGGUCAUGGAAGAUAGUCCAAUGUAGACUUUAUCGGUUAGAUGAAGACAUGGGUGGUGAAUGUAGGUUUUGGAGCUUACAGAGAGGGUAACUUUGAGGAGGAUGAAAAUAUCAAAAUACAUUUCGGAUUUAUAAGUGGAGCAGAUCAUAUCAAAUAGGCUGGCUAGGAGGCUCAUCAUGAAGAAAAGAUCUUGGAGUGUGCAACUAAAGAAGAAGAACCUCCCAUGCAAAUCUAGUUUGAAUAAAGUUCCACUCUUUAAUUGCAUGGAGUUUCUGAGUAUGGAUACGGUUUUUGGUUGAGAUAUCAAUACUUCGGAUUCAAAUAAAGAAUUUAUUCAUAACCUCAACUUAUGGGAGUUGCCAGAUUAACUAGCAAUAGAGAAUAUAAAGAUUUCGAUAAUCCAGGAGAUAGAAUCCUACUAGUUUUGAUGGGCAGAAAAGCAUUCUCUUUUGGCACUUAUGAUGUUAUUACCAAAGUAAAUAAUGUAGGAGGGGAUGUUGAGUAUAAAAGGGAGAGCGAAGGAGAAUGGCAAUAUAUAUAUUUCAGUUAUAAGAGACACACUCAAUAGGAGGGACAUGCUAUAGCUUUUACUUAAUUUAGAGACCACACUGAAGGAUUAAAGAUGGAUGUAUUGCAUUCCUUAUUAACCAGCUAUUUAUACUUCUCUGUUGGUCAUGCUGGUAAGUAUUAUGCUAAUUUCAAUGGAUAAAUAACCAAAGUUAGAUUUAAUUUGGGUCCAGGAUCCUUUAUUGACAACAAAGCUGAUUUGCUAUCCAGAAUAAAGACCAAGGAUACUAUUCCAGAUAUCGAACAAGUGAGCAAGAAUAUUGAAAUUUUAUCUGGAAUACAUGAUGUAAGAAAACUUGAUGAGAAACAUCAUUUAACAACAUUUAACCAAGAGGUAAGAGAGUACGGAGUGUAAUUAUGGUUCAGAUGGUUCAAGAGUUAAAAGAGCACUUAAUUGAUGUAUAGAUUGACCACAAAUGGACCAGAUAUUCUUGGUGAUGCUCAGAAGAUAGGUGAUAGGACUCUAGUGUUGUGUCAUACAGAAGGUUUAGAAUUUAGCACUUAUAGUUUGGGAGAUAAGGCAGUUCAAUUAAACAAUGCUUACCCAGUCUAGAUAGCUAAAUAGAAUCUGGAAGUGUGGACAUUUGCCUAUUUUGCAUACUCAAAGGAGAGCCAAUAAAUAGUCUAUUACAUCAAUAGUGAAGAGAAUGAGUAACAUGCUUUAGAGUCAGCUCUACAUGCAGUCUCAUCUGAUUAUUGGUUCUAUUUGGCCAAAGAUGCUCUCUUGAAUUCAUAUGACAGUCGUUUGGCUCAAGUAGUAUUGAAUUUUGGAACUGGGGCAUUUAGAAAGGAUAAUUUCAAAGGACUGUUGGUUUAUCUCUAGUCUCCAAAACUAUUCAAUCCAAAUGCUAAAUUACAAUGGGAUUACGAAGAAGAUGAAUUGGUACUAGAUUCUUAAGAUCCUGCAAAAUAAGGUUUGACCAUUAGAAUAGCUGAACCAAAUCAAAAGAUCGAGAGCAUUUAAGAAUAUUCUGUUGGGUUAUGGAUUCGUUUCUUGUAAGCUUGGCCAUCAAGGUUGUGGAAUAUACCAGGGGAGAUGUAAAUCUUCAGAUUAACUUCUAAUGAAGAAUUGGAGAGUGGCAAGAUUGUACUUGGUGAUAGAGUACUGAGUGCUUACUUGGUACAUGAUAACUUCUACUUUGGUGCCUAUGAUAUUAAUGAGGAUGCUCCUAAUGAAAUAUCCACAAUUUCUUACUCGUCUUUGGAGGGUAAAUGGCAUUAUAUUUAUGCUGGCUAUAAGAGAUCCAUAUAGGAAGCAGUGUAUUAUGUUUAUGAUGGAGAACACAUUCAAAAAGCAAAGAAUGAAUAGUUGUUGUAGAGACCGUUGAAUGAGUGGAUUAAGUUGAUCUUGGGUGGAGAGAAGAAUGUGGCAGGAUUCCAUGGAUUAUUCAGUUAAAUUUCAGCUCAUUUGGGCAAGGAAGCCUACGUAGAUGAUGAGGAAUAACUCUUAAAAUCAAUAGAAUCUAGUUAUGCUUUGCCUUUGGAAUUAACUGUAGGGUACAUCCAAAAGCAGAAGAAGGGAUAAGUGGAACUAGAACAAUAUAAGAGCCAAGAACUAACCCAAUUAUAAGGAAUCGGAGAAUAUGCCAUUAGUGGUUGGUUUAAGAUUGCUGAAGUACAAACUAAAAUUGAAGGGGAAAUCAAUUCACCUUGUUAACUCUUAUUCAGACUGACCAACAAUGAUGAAGAACACUUAUCGGAUAGGAAAUAAUAAGGAGAUAGAACUUUGCAUGCUUAAGUGUGCACAAGUGACACUGUAAAGGUUAGUACUUAUAGCAUUGCAGGUUUGAAGGAUUGGAAUGAAGCCAAGUUUUUGGAGGCAAAGGCAGAAAUGGGCAAUUCUAAAAGAGCUUGGACAUAUAUCUAUAUUAGCUAUAGUGAAGACAAGAGAGAGGUUGCAACUUUAAUAAAACUAUUUGAGAAAGAUGAUCCUGUUGUAUUCAAGGAUGUGUAGCAUUUUGUUGCCAAUAAUAUGUUUGUUUAUUUGGGUAAGGAUUCAUUUAGCAGGAAAUUCCAAGGAGAAUUACACAAGUGGGAGUUAUUAUUUGGAGCUGGAUCUCACACUUACGACGAAGAAACAAUGCCAAAUCUAAGAUAUAUUAUUAAGAAUAAGAAAAAUAUGUGGUUUAUGAAAGAAGACAAGACAAUUGAUACUAAACUUGAAUAAAGUUUCGACAAAGAAGUUGAAUCUGUAGAUGAAUAUGCUGUGGGUAUGUGGACUAGAUGGUUGAUAGCUUUUCCAACUACUUUGACUGAAAGAUCUGAUACUCACACCAUAUUCCGUCUAUCAUAGACCUUAGAGUAUUAGGAUAAGGCAGAAUUGGGAAAUAGAGCAUUAUCAGCAUUCCUCAAAAAAGGAUUUUAUGAAUUCAGCACUUAUGAUGUAUCGGCUCCAAACAAUGCAGUUGAUGCAAAAGUCAAUUACGAAAAUUUAGAAGGUGAAUGGAACUACAUUUAUGCAAGUUAUAAAAAUAAACAGUUUUACGGAUUGAUUAUUUUCAGGGAUAGAGAACAUGUAGAACAAAUCAGUUUAGAUGUGACACACUUUGUAUUUACUGGGCAUGCCAACUUGGUUCUUGCAGCAAAUGAAUUUGGCUAUAAGUCAUUCCAUGGAUGGAUCUAUGAUCCAAGAGUAUUUUUGGGAGCUGGUGCUUUCUUAAAUAAUCCUGAAACUAUAAUGGCAAUGGUUCAGAAAUUGCAUCGUAAGGUUCCCAUAAGCUCAUAGUCUGCCGAAGGAUUUGGAUGGCCAGUCAAAAUGCUGGACACUACUAAUUGGGAUGAUUUGGAUGAAAAGAAGAAUGAACUUAGAUAUGAGUUUGAUGAUAAAUAGGAAAUGCUCAGUUAUAGCAUAGGUUUUUGGUACUAAAAUGCUCCACUUCUGCCAGAGAUGGAAGAUGUAUUCAGAGGGUUGUUAAGACUGACUUCCAAUAAUGAAGAAGUAGGGUAGGACAAUCAAUUUAUUGGAGACAGGACACUGGCACUCUUUACUAAGGUAAAUGAGUUAACGGCUGCAACUUAUACUAUUAAGGAUCCUUCAUUUGAAUCUUUACAACAUUCAUUUACUGUUAAACCUUAUCAGUGGACGUUUGUAUAUUUUGGUUACCAUUAACACGAAGUGAGAGCUUAUGUUUUACAACCAGCUGGAAUCCAAGAGCAUACUCUAGAGGCAACACACAUGAUUCCAAAUAAACUGUACCUCCAUUUAGUAAAUGACAUUGGACAUCCUCCAUUUUGGGUAUCAUUAAUGUUUAAAUAUCUAUUUAGGGCAAAUUGUAUGGGCUAAAAGUCAAUUUUGGUGACGGUAGUUACUUAGACAAACCCUAGUAGCUUAUAGAUAGGUGGCCUUUCGACCCUAAUAAGAUCAUAUUAACCAAACAAGAGACAGGUCCCAAAGAAUGA